This is a messenger RNA of Mesocricetus auratus (golden hamster), 5025 nucleotides long. RefSeq names its product Rho related BTB domain containing 2 (gene Rhobtb2). Gene Ontology annotation, molecular function: protein binding; GTP binding; GTPase activity. NCBI's taxonomy places the organism in Eukaryota, Metazoa, Chordata, Mammalia, Rodentia, Cricetidae. Gene Ontology annotation, biological process: small GTPase-mediated signal transduction. Bases 578 to 2761 code for a protein of 727 amino acids. The transcript is spliced from 10 exons. The record is from RefSeq and is a predicted model, not a curated record.
ACCGUUCCUGGGUGCGAUUUUUUCCCCCUUUUUUUUCCUUCCCUUUUCCCCCCACCCCCAACUUUGCUUUUUUUGUGAAUGAAAAAAGGAGGUCGUGAGCGGUCCCUGGGACUGCGGCGCUCGGCGUCUUAAGGCUUCGCGCGUGCGGCGGCCUCGCCCGGCGUCUCGCUCUCCUGCGCGCCGUCCGCAACCUCCGCAGCGCAGCCGGGCGGCGGCGCGGCCCAGCGGCCUGAGGUCCGAGCGGCGGCGCGCAGUCCGGCUCCACAAGCCUCCAUGACAUUGGGCGCCCGGGGCGCGCGGAGAUGCUGAUCCGGAAGAGGCAGUGGCUGCAGUGCAGCGCGCGAGGCUGCUCACGCGCCGCGGUCCGGCCUGGGCUCCUGUGCCAGAGUUUCUGAUCGCACCCGAACCGGGACCCCAGGAAGCUGAAUCCCCGGCACAGAGCAGCGGCGUCGGCGGCGCCCCAACUUGCACGCGAGGAGUGACCCCAGACAUCUCACUAAAAUGAACGUGCUUAGCAGGAAGAGAUGUGUUCCCUACACUAGAAAUUACCCCGUCACAUGUAGUGGUGUCCCAAUUAAUGGAUUCUGACAUGGAUUAUGAAAGGCCAAACGUAGAGACCAUCAAGUGCGUGGUGGUGGGGGACAACGCCGUGGGCAAGACCAGGCUCAUCUGUGCCCGGGCCUGCAAUGCCACCCUCACCCAGUACCAGCUUCUUGCCACCCAUGUGCCCACAGUGUGGGCCAUUGACCAGUAUCGAGUAUGCCAGGAGGUGCUGGAACGCUCCCGAGAUGUGGUAGAUGAUGUCAGCGUCUCCCUGCGCCUCUGGGACACAUUUGGUGACCACCACAAAGACCGGCGAUUUGCUUAUGGAAGAUCUGAUGUGGUGGUUCUGUGUUUCUCCAUUGCCAACCCCAACUCCCUCCACCAUGUCAAGACCAUGUGGUACCCAGAAAUCAAGCAUUUCUGCCCCCGAGCUCCUGUCAUUCUGGUGGGCUGCCAGCUGGACCUGCGCUAUGCUGACCUGGAAGCUGUUAACAGGGCCAGGAGACCCUUGGCUAGGCCCAUUAAGCCUAAUGAGAUCCUCCCUCCAGAGAAGGGUCGGGAAGUGGCCAAGGAGCUGGGGAUCCCUUACUACGAGACCAGUGUGGUGGCCCAGUUCGGUAUCAAGGACGUCUUUGACAAUGCCAUCCGGGCUGCACUCAUCUCCCGCCGUCACCUGCAGUUCUGGAAAUCUCAUCUGCGCAAUGUGCAGCGGCCUCUACUGCAAGCACCCUUCCUGCCCCCGAAGCCACCACCCCCCAUCAUCGUGGUGCCCGACCCCCCCUCCAGCAGCGAGGAGUGCCCCGCCCACCUCCUGGAAGACCCGCUCUGUGCGGAUGUCAUCCUGGUGCUGCAGGAACGCGUGCGCAUCUUUGCCCACAAGAUCUACCUCUCCACCUCCUCCUCCAAAUUCUAUGACUUGUUCCUCAUGGACCUGAGUGAGGAGGAGUUGGGGGGCCCCUCAGGGCCUGGGGGCCCCCACCCAGAGGACCACCGGGGCCACCCUGAGCAACACCACCAUCAUCACCAUCACCACCAUGGGCGGGACUUCCUGCUUCGGGCAGCCAGCUUUGACGUGUGUGAGAGUGUGGAUGAGGCUGGGGGCUCUGGUCCUGCUGGCCUCCGGGCUUCAACCAGUGAUGGGAUCUUAAGAGGUAAUGGAACAGGGUACCUGCCAGGCAGGGGCCGUGUGCUCUCUUCCUGGAGCCGAGCUUUUGUGAGUAUACAGGAAGAAAUGGCAGAGGAUCCUCUGACCUUCAAAUCCCGGCUGAUGGUGGUGGUGAAGAUGGAUAACUCCAUUCAGCCGGGGCCCUUCCGGGCUGUUCUCAAGUACUUGUACACAGGGGAGCUAGGUGAAAAUGAGCGGGACCUCAUGCAUAUCGCCCACAUUGCCGAGCUGCUAGAGGUCUUUGAUCUACGUAUGAUGGUGGCCAACAUUCUCAACAACGAGGCCUUCAUGAAUCAGGAGAUCACCAAGGCCUUCCAUGUUCGCCGGACCAACCGGGUGAAGGAGUGCUUGGCAAAGGGUACCUUCUCAGAUGUGACCUUCAUCCUGGAUGAUGGGACCAUCAGCGCCCAUAAACCCCUACUGAUUUCCAGCUGUGACUGGAUGGCUGCCAUGUUUGGGGGGCCAUUUGUGGAGAGUUCUACCAGGGAGGUGGUGUUUCCAUACACGAGCAAGAGCUGCAUGAGGGCCGUGCUGGAGUACCUCUACACAGGCAUGUUCACCUCCAGCCCAGACCUGGAUGACAUGAAGCUCAUAGUCCUAGCCAACCGCCUCUGCCUACCACAUUUGGUCGCCCUCACAGAGCAGUACACAGUGACGGGGCUGAUGGAAGCAACCCAGAUGAUGGUGGACAUUGAUGGGGAUGUCCUUGUGUUCCUGGAAUUGGCACAGUUCCAUUGUGCCUAUCAGUUGGCCGACUGGUGUCUCCACCACAUCUGCACCAACUACAACAACGUGUGCCGCAAGUUCCCCCGAGACAUGAAGGCCAUGUCCCCAGAAAACCAGGAGUACUUCGAGAAGCACCGAUGGCCACCAGUCUGGUACCUGAAAGAAGAGGACCACUAUCAGCGUGCACGGAAGGAACGCGAGAAAGAGGACUAUUUACACUUGCGGAGGCAGCCCAAGCGGCGGUGGCUGUUCUGGAACAGUCCCUCAUCACCAUCCUCCUCAGCAGCGGGCUCGGCGUCCCCGUCCUCCUCCUCGGCUGUGGUCUGAGAUGCUGCCACCCUCUUCCGAUCCCGCCACUGUUGUCCUCAUUAGCCCUUGUCCUUCUGCUCUUCCUUAUCAUCCUCUCCACCCAACAGGGGACGAGGGAACUCACCUAAGCAGGGCCCUAAGGGCAGAGCCAUUCUCACCAGCCAAUGUGGCUCAGGCCAGGAGGAGCCCGGCCCUGCAGAUCAGAACAGGGUCCACCACCUACAAUUCCAGGCAGGGCAGGAAACCAUCUGCCCCAAGGUGGGGAGCAGGAAAGAGCUCAGAGCUCUUGAUAUUUUCUCUCUGGACUUGACAAUAGAGUCAGUGGAGGAAAGCUUCCCCACGUGGGCUUGUCUGUAUUGGUCUCUGCUUUGGCCAGGGAGGCAGCUUCCUCCCGAGGAGAUGGUCAUGUUUUUUUUUCCACCAACAGACUUGAGGGUUGCAAGUACCUUGUGAGCACUGUUCCGUGGGCUUACUCAAAUCCCCGCUUGAGAAGUCAGGGAGGAAAGGAGUCUGCAGGGCCCACGUCAAGGCUUCUGCGCUAUGAGUUGUGGCUGCUAGGGAGUAAACUGCAUCCUGCUAGCAUCUUUUCAGGGCUACAGGCGAUGCAGGCCUAGUGGGUGACAGCAUUGAUUCCGGGUUCAGGGUUGUAGGCAGUACAACGAGACUCUCCUACUUCCCCCCUCCUGCACUCCUCACAUUUGGUCAUGAAUGUAGAAGGGUGGGUGCUGGGCUCAGCAAUCCCAUGAUCCUCUAGGCCUCUCCCCCUGUCUCUGGGCUAACACUGCUUCUUAUGGGGUGGGGCAAAAGCAGCCCAACAAAUGACAAUUCAAAAGAAAGUCACCACCAAGACCACUCUAUCCUGUCCCCCUCAUGCCCCAGCCCAAGAAUGAAACCCUGAAAGAGACCCUGUAGGACUUGUACCCUCCAUAUCUGAGGAUGCUGUUGCCUGGGACUCGAUUGUUACAGGUUGCAAGGUUGCAGGGAAGGUUUUGACUUCCAGGCUGAAGUGGCUCUGGACUUUCCCAUCUUGAUGCAGGCUAGCCCCCUCUUCCAAGGGUGACUUCACAGGAUGUAUACAGAGCAUGUGCUUUCGGGGACAGGGUAGGUGGGGUGGGAGUUCUGGGCACAGGUUAAAUGCCAGCAAAGGACACACUGGGAAACAGGACACACGACCCAACCCGGUACUGGUUGAGGAUAAAGGGAGGAGAAAAUGUUAGUCCGGAGAGGAAUCUUAAGUGACUAGAGAAUGAACACAAUAGCUUGAAACCCCCCCUGGGACAAACACCAGGCCUCAGUUGACCCUUCCCUUUUCCUAAUUAUGAUCCAUACUUCACCACCUUUUAGCAUAUUUUAGACUUAGGAGGUGAAGUCCCAUGAGGCAGUGGGAAGUACUGACUGAUUCCCCGGGACAUGGAUAGGCUGCUUGGGUCUGGGAUUAAAGCAAACCCAGAAACAAAUGCAUCCUGCCUUGUCAGAGGGAAUAGGCAGUAGCAGGUCUCACAUAGUACUGAAAUCCAGUCUGUGCCUGGAACGGCCAAGACAGCGGCUACCCUUUGGGUUAAGUCCUCCAGACUUGCCAGCUGGGGAAGUGCGUUGGGUGCUGCCCUCUGCUGGUUAGUGCGCCCUCCUGCAGCUGAGUUCUAACCGGCUUCAAGUGUGAAGAUGAGGUGUCUAUAAACACAGAAAAGGUGAGGCAGCCCCUCACCGUCUUUGAGGACAGAGUUAGGGGUACAUCUCCUGGGAGUAAUAAGUGGAGUCCAUCCCUAAAGAGGAAGGGUAAUUGGGUCUCCCAUUCGAGCAACUUGGGCAUCACUGGUGAUGAUGGACAGGGUCAGUGGGAGAAUGUGAAGCUUUGUGGAUGGUGGAAGCCCAAGGAAGUCCAUGCCCCAACCUGGCCAGUUCACCCCUCAGGGACCCACCCCACCCCCACAGCUGUCAGAGCCAGUGUGCACCAGGUGGAGCCCUACAGCCUCCUAGGGCACUGAGUGAGCCAGGAGAGGGGAGGUGCAUAUUGUAGUCCCUUAAGACAUGGGUGCUCUGGAUUCCAGGGAGACGGAAGUAGCAGACACUCCAGCACGGGGCAAGCCUGAGGCAUAAAAGCUCCCCACAAGAGGGGGGGGCAGUGACACAAGAACAUGCUCCCCUGGACUAUGUCACUUAUGUCACGCAGUAUUGUUUUAGAGGAUGGGGGUGCAAACAAAAAAACCCCACACCUUUUUAUAUAAAGGUUUCAUAUUUAAUUUGGUCAUGAAUUCAUAAUACAUUGAGUAUUUUGUACCUAA